UAGUCAAUUCAGUAACUGCCAGUAACCACCAGUAACCAUGCAUGCAUUCAAUCUGGUUCAACCAAUCAUAAGAAAGCAACCAAAUUCGUUAUUUUAAAACAGAAGACGGGAAGAGGUACACGACAUUUGUUAUAAGAAUUGUAAUUUCUGUUUUUGUUAAAUAUUUAGUCGUAUACAAAGUUCCUGAACCAUUUUCUCGACAGAUUGACCAUUUGUGUGUCGAAGUCUGCGGUAUUCAGCAUUACAGGUAGUACUUGGCAGCUUCAGCGAUGCUAAAAAACAGAAAUACAAAUUCUCAACCACAACGAAUAAUUCCAGAAGUGUGUAACAAUUUUAAACAACUACAGAUAUCUAAAGUGCCAUCAGUAUUAAGUGAAAAUAUAUCAAAUAAUACUGAAAAAUUAGAUAGUGCUUAUUUAACAAAGAAUAAAGAAGUUGAAGACAACGCAAAAAAGUCCACAGAAUUGAUGCCACCACCUAAAUUACCUUUAUAUUCUAAAACAGUAGCACAUAUAUCAAAUAAGAUUGAUGAUGGAAAUGAUAAGGAAAAUAAAAAUAACAAGAACAUAGAUGCUGAGAAAAACAAAGAACAGAACAAUGGGAACCAUAAAUAUCAAAAUGAAAAGAAAUGGGUAUUAUCAGAUUUUGAUAUUGGCCGUCCAUUAGGAAAAGGAAAGUUUGGAAAUGUUUACCUGGCAAGAGAAAAGAAGUCAAAAUUUAUUAUUGCUAUGAAAGUGUUAUUUAAAGCUCAGAUACAGAAGGCUGAUGUAGAACACCAAGUUAGAAGAGAAAUAGAAAUUCAGACACACUUGAGGCAUCCAAAUAUUUUAAAAAUGUAUGGGUAUUUCCAUGAUGACAAGAGGGUGUACUUAAUUUUAGAAUAUGCUCCAAAUGGAGAAUUAUUUAAAGAGUUAAAUGCCCAACCAGAGAAACGUUUUGAUGAAGUUAGAACAGCAACUUACAUAUCUCAGUUAGCAGAUGCAUUAAAGUAUUGUCACAGUAAAAAAGUCAUACAUCGUGAUAUUAAACCUGAAAAUUUAUUGCUUGGAAUAAAAGGUGAAUUAAAAAUGGCAGAUUUUGGAUGGUCUGUUCAUGCACCUUCUUCCAGGAGAAACACUCUAUGUGGCACUUUAGAUUAUUUGCCACCUGAAAUGGUUGUUGGAAAAACACAUGAUCACACUGUGGAUUUAUGGGGACUUGGAGUUCUUUGUUAUGAAUGUUUAGUUGGUACUCCACCGUUCUUAGCUCAAACCUAUGAUGAAACCUAUGUAAAAAUCAAGAAAGCCCAAUAUAAAUUUCCAGACUAUGUUAGCGAAGGUGCUAGAGAUUUAAUAUCUAAGUUAUUAGUUGUUCAUCCAGAUCGAAGGUUGCCGCUAGAGGAUGUAUUAAAACAUCCAUGGAUUAUACAAAAUCGAACUACAGAACCACAUGUUCAGUGAUAAAGUAGUAAAUUUUAAUGUGAUUUUUUAUUAGAAAUCACUAGAAUUACUUUUAUUACAACGAACUGUAUUCAUACCUUAUGGAAUAUGUUAUACUAUUAUAAUAUGAGAUGGGUAUAUAUAUAUAUUCUUUAGGGUGUACAUUUAACUAAUUAUUCUAUUUUUAUUUAACGGAACUGUUAUUUUUAAAAGUAUAAACUUAAUAUAAAAUUAGCAUUUACGACUUAUUAGUUUCUUAAAUUUAAUGAAAUUUAAUACAGAAUUCAACUUGGACCAUUUAUUUGUACCAAACUGAAAUGUAAGUAACUGUUUGGAAUGAAAAAGAUGUGAUACAUGACAAAAUUGUGAAAUAUUAAACUUUUUUAAUAUCAAUAAAAUUUGUUUAAUAAAAAGAAAGAACUAUUUAUGAACACAAUAGCAAAUGAUUUAUUGUGAAGGAUUUUACUGGAACUUAUAGUUUUAUAGGUAGAAAUGGACAGAAGUUUAUUUGAUGAUGAUGAAUAGAAACUUUAUAUAAAGAUUUAUUCGCAACGUUUAUUUAAUUAAAAAGUUAUUUAGGUAAAUUGUCAUUCAUUCAAUAUGAAAUUUAUUUUGAUGUACAAUUCGGAUUUUUACUUUUAUCGAAGAUAUAUUGGAUCAACGGGGCUGUAUCUUUUAUUCUUUAUUUAUUAUUCAUAACCUAGAUUACAGACAAACGCCAAACUUAUAACAGAUUUGAAUUUGAACUCAUUGGCGUAAAGUAAUUUGGAUACUUUUUUCAACCGAGAGUCGCGCAAAAUUAGAAUAAUA
Molecule: messenger RNA, 2228 nt
Organism: Hylaeus anthracinus
Lineage: Eukaryota; Metazoa; Arthropoda; Insecta; Hymenoptera; Colletidae
Product: aurora kinase C-like
Exons: 5
Coding region: 270-1439 (389 amino acids)
Biological process (GO): protein phosphorylation; mitotic spindle organization; regulation of cytokinesis
Cellular component (GO): spindle microtubule; spindle pole centrosome; spindle midzone
Molecular function (GO): protein kinase activity; ATP binding
Source: RefSeq, a predicted model, not a curated record